AUGGAAAGCGCAGACCCGAUCACGAAGGCAAAGCUGUUCGCCUCGCAUGAGACGGGCCAGUGGACAGAAAUCGGGUUUGGUGUCGUCUCCAUCGUGAAGGAGCCGCUGCCGAUAAGUUCCGCGGAUGGCUCCAUCGGCGGUAGCGACGCAGCAGGGGUUUCCGCCGGAGGAGGCGGCAAGCGAGGGAAGGCAACGGACGAGGAAACGGGCACGAAGCUCGCGGCGCGGCUGCAGAUCUUCUCCACGGACAACCCCAACGACCUCCUCCUCUCCAGCUACGUCAGUCUGGACGACGUCUACACUAUUCAGGGCGAGACCAUUCUGCUGUGGUAUGACGAGGCGGUCAGCAACGAAAUCGCUUGCAGCUUCGAUGACAAGGACGGCUGCGAGUUCAUCUACCGCCAGAUCAAGUCGUAUCAGCAGUCGGAGCGGCUGCGCCGCCUACAGGAUGAGCGGGUGCCAGCGCUUGCGGACAAGUUCCUCGUGCACCCACACAACCUCGCCGGCAUUCUGGACGCGGCGCAGUCACAGAACAAGCGCUUUGGCCUCUAUGUCCGCGAGGACUCGCAAUACUUCACGAAGCUGGCACAGCUCUUCCACGCCAGCAGGGAGAAGCAGGACACCGUGUCGAUGGAGCUCAUCGCACGUAUCGUCCUCACGCUCUUUCAGUCCCCCUACAACACAGAGGGAAAGAUCGUCGCUCAGCUUGUCGAGAAUGAGCGCAUCGAUGACUGCAUCGACAUUGUGCAGUACGGCCUUGGCCGACGUGACAAGGCGAGCGGCUUUGUGAGCUUCGAGGAGCGGCGGGCCACCUUUCACGACCCGUGCCACCUGCCAGAGUCGAUGCUGCCGCGCAUCCAUGUCUUGUACUCGUGUGGGUACUUGAGGGACUUGAUACCGCUAAGCCUCGAGCCGGCCGAUGCGGCCUCCUACUCACUCCUCAGCACCUUCACGCUGCGCUUCACCAUGAACUUGCUGACCGACGUCGUCGCGUCGCCCACCAUCCUGCCUAACGCCUUUCGCACGACUGUGGAAGCGGUACGGCUUGACUCGCCUUCUGCGGACCCAGCAUCUAUCGAACCCAGCAAGGUGGUGCACCUGUUUGAGUUGGCGGCCUUCGUCGGCGACAUGGCCAAGACGGUUAAGAACGCGAUGAUCGGCAUUGACAUGCGCGCCGAGAUCUUCUCCUCGCUCGUGCGAGUCGGAGUUCUGCCGUUUCUGACGGCGGUGCUGGAGUGCGCACUGCGUUACUACGACAGCACGCUGGCGCACCCUCCAGCGCAGCAGUGGGCGGUGGAGCCGCCGCGCGCGGUGCAGCUCGUGUGCGACACCCUCUACAGCUGCACCUCGCACUUUCCAGAGUGUGUAGAGGAUCUAGUGGCCGAGGCGCAUGCCGUCCCGGAUCGGUGCCUAUUGCAGCUGCUGCUGCGCGCGAUCACGGUAGUUCGCUCGGGUGCCGAGGCGCAGUCCGUCGUUGAGGCCGUGCAGUGCUGCGGUGUGGGCGUCCCCCUGACGCUCGCCAUGUUCGGCGACAAUGCGCAGCUGGAGGCGCGCCGGCACGAGGUGCUGCGCUUCUGGAUCGAAGGCAACAAUGUGGACCGCCCACCGUUGUUUUACCUUGCUGCGCACCUCGUACAGAUGCUGGACCAGGCAGCGCGAGUGACGGUGCCGGCGCCCCCGCUCGGUGGUGGCGUCAACGGUGCUUGCCUCCCGCUCACGGGCAGUGCCCUUCAACUUUCGUUGGUGCAAGAGCGACAAAUUGUGUACGGCCUCCGUGUUGUCGCGGUCGUCAUCUCGAAGGUGGAUGCAUCGCGGUGCGAUAGCUUGCUCGAGGUGCUCACGCUGUCAAAGCUGAUGCCGGCGCUGGCCACGACGCUCGUCUCACCGCAGCGGCGGAUGGCAAACCUGCAGUCUUCUGUCACGUCUUUCCUGGCCACCGUGCUAGACCGUCGCGACGCGCGCCUCGUGACUCUUGCCACCGGUGAUCCGGCACCGAGUCUGCUGCAUACGGCGCUGUUGCUCUACCUCCAGUGUAGUCACCGCGGCAAUGUGCUGAGCUCAUCGCUGGCGCACCUGGUCGCCGCUGUCUGCGAGGGUGUCCACCGCGAGAAGCUCCAAGGCACUUCCUCCAUGAGCAGCGGCAGCUCCUUGGGUCCGAGCCCGUUUGUCACCAUCCUCCGCGGCGACGACUCGAUCAGCAAGACGGAGAAGACGUCCCCGGCAUCAGCGCCGACGGCGCGGCCGUUUGAGGCAGUGGCCACCGUCAUACUCUCGCAGUUCGGCGAGCGUUUGGCAAAGAAGGUCCCAGUGCUAUACGAGCGCCUGCAGAAGGCACUGGAGGAAACCCCAGAGCAGGCCCAGCUGGCCGAAGCGGAGACCUCCAGCCUCGCCAGCUCGGUGGAACGCUCUGCCAUGUCGGGCUUCGCUGACUUCGACGCCGCCGCGAUCGACUUUGGUCUCGAGUCGCCGCUCGGCACGCCGAUUGUGGACGGCGGCUCUGAGGCACGUCUGCACGGCCUGGUCCACUCUACCGCCGUCACCAGCGACGAGGACGGAGAGAACGACGGUGAUCCGCUCGCGUCCCUCAGCAGCAUCGACGACGACUCAGACAAUGAGGAGAUGGGAAACCCCAUACCACCAUCAGCGCAGCCGUCUGCGUCAUCGCCGAGCGCAGCCGACUCCCCGCCCGGCGCGGCUUCCACGUCAAGUGCGGCCGACCAGCGCAGCGGCGGCACCGCUGGUGUCUCGUCCCUUUCCGCCUCAACGUCUAUCGCAUCGUCUGCGGUGGCCGCCUUGGAAUGCCUGGAUCCGCCCAGUGGCCGGGGCUCGUUACUGGAGGAUGAGGAGAACCGCCUGCCGAGGCGGGUGAGCAUCAAGCGCAGCCGCGCCGACUCCGACAAGCUGAACGACGAUGAAGAAGAGGCGGAGGCGAAGCGGGUGCGUGCAGAGGAGUCCGCAGCUUGA
This is a messenger RNA of Leishmania mexicana MHOM/GT/2001/U1103, 2964 nucleotides long. RefSeq lists its product as hypothetical. Gene Ontology annotation, molecular function: protein phosphatase activator activity. The transcript has a single exon. The record is from RefSeq and is a predicted model, not a curated record. The coding region runs from base 1 to 2964 and encodes 987 amino acids. Gene Ontology annotation, biological process: protein dephosphorylation. Gene Ontology annotation, cellular component: protein phosphatase 4 complex; nucleoplasm. Lineage: Eukaryota; Euglenozoa; Kinetoplastea; Trypanosomatida; Trypanosomatidae.